Molecule: messenger RNA, 5455 nt
Organism: Urocitellus parryii (Arctic ground squirrel)
Lineage: Eukaryota; Metazoa; Chordata; Mammalia; Rodentia; Sciuridae
Gene: Eny2
Product: ENY2 transcription and export complex 2 subunit
Biological process (GO): mRNA export from nucleus; positive regulation of DNA-templated transcription
Cellular component (GO): nuclear pore; SAGA complex
Molecular function (GO): transcription coactivator activity
Source: RefSeq, a predicted model, not a curated record
UGCGUGUUCUAGCUUUCUGUGUGCUUAGGUGCCCGAGCUACUGAGGGUCUAAGUCCGGGCAGCCGAAGAGUGUGGUAGGUAACGGUCGUCAGCGCAAGGGUCAUUUCGUCGCUGGGAAGGGACGGCCCUCGCCCGCGGUGAUGGUGGUUAGCAAGAUGAACAAAGAUGCGCAGAUGAGAGCAGCAAUUAACCAAAAGUUAAUAGAAACUGGAGAAAGAGAACGCCUCAAAGAGUUGCUGAGAGCUAAAUUAAUUGAAUGUGGCUGGAAGGAUCAGUUGAAGGCACACUGUAAAGAGGUAAUUAAAGAAAAAGGACUAGAACACGUUACUGUUGAUGACUUGGUGGCUGAAAUCACUCCAAAAGGCAGAGCCCUGGUACCUGACAGUGUAAAGAAGGAGCUCCUACAAAGAAUAAGAACAUUCCUUGCUCAGCAUGCCAGCCUUUAAGAAUUUACCAUCUAGUGGAAGAGAGAACAUUUGCAAGCUGGCUCCACACCAAGCUCCUCCCACAUACUCUACUCAUCUGAACUUUGAAAGCAGACUCUAUAAAUUGCAUCCCCACAUACUAAGGUCAAGAAAGAACUUAAUGGGUGAAUAAUUUCCACCCAUUAGCUUUACUCUGACAUCAGGAUUGCCAAAUCCAAUGGACUCUUGUCUAUUCUUAUGUGACCUCUGCUGGAAAGUGAGAAUGUUGACCAUCCUGCCACUUGGAACCCUCGUCCCACUCCUCACAUUGUUUCUUCCUACCACUGGAAAUUCCUUCUGUUUCUUGUGGAGUACCUUUUGCUGAUUGUGACUUUUAAGUAAUGUUUCUUAGAGCUCUUUCCUGAGCCCUCUGCCUGACUAACUGGAUAUACUUUUCCUGAGCAAAUCCCAGGAAACGGGUCAAACCGUGACUUCAAAUACCAACAGGUUGAUAAAUGCUAAACUGCAUCUCCAAACCAGACUUAUUUCUAGCCUCCAGACCCAUAUAUUUAACUGCUAUGGAUCAUCUUCAUUGGAUAUUCCUCAAACACCUCAAAAUCACCAUACCUAAAAUAGCAAUUUUAUUUUCCCCCACUAACUACCCCUGCUGUGUUCCCUAUUUCUGAAUGGUACUUCCCAGCCAUACAGAUUACCUGAGGAGCUUGUUAAAAUGCUGAUUCUGAAGGUAAGAGAUAUACAGUACAAGAUUAUACUUUAUUUCUAACAAGCUCUGAGUGGGGUUGCAUGCUGCUAAUUGAGGAUCACUUUGAGUACAGUGAGGCUAUAAAUUUAUCUUCUGCCUUCUUUAUAAACAUAGAUUAUUGCAGUAGACCCCUAAUAUUUUCUUGUUCUAGUUGUUCUAUGCCUCCCCCAAUAUCUCUUUCACACUAUUGGCUAAGUGGCCUUACUAAAAUUCACAUCUGAUCAUUUUAUUCCUCUACUUGAAAUGUCUCAGUGCAGGACAAAAUUUGAACUUGGCAUAAAACUUAUGCCCCUCUAGAUCUAUCAUCUACUUAAGAGUUCCCCAAAGUUAACAAGUUGUUCCAUCCCUAAUACUUUUGCAAAUGUAUCACCCUAGGAAGUCCUUCCCUCCUACUUAUCUCAUUCCUACUUACCCUUCAGAGUUCAGCUUGAGUUGCUAAAAUAUCCUGACUCCUCUGGUGUAGAUUUCCCCACCACUGUUUUUCCGUAAGAAGCAACUGUAUGUUUCUCUUCAACACAGUGGUUCUUCAACUUGCAUACAUCCAGAGGAGAGGAAACUUGAUUUCUUUGACUUUGUAUGAUGUUUAUUUGUGAAUGAGUGGGUAAGGGAAUGAAUGAGCAAAUGAACCAGUGAAUGAACAUGGGAGCAUGAAGAAAGAUAACAACAAAUAGGGUAUAAUUGAGGAAAAGCUUCACAUUAAUCUUUUGCAGAAAUAAUUUCAUCUUUCUAAUGAAUUUUGUAGUCUUUGAUCCUGGGCUUAAUCGCAUAAAGUUUUGAGCCUGAGAAGACACAGUCACAAAAACUUACCCAAAAGAGUUUUUUGUUUCUCUUGAUCUCUUAUAAAACAAUGUUUUAAAGUGCUGAUAGGGAUGCUUGUCAUUUUGCUACUCAUUUUUCAAAAAAGAAAAGCAAUCUUAAAAGUUACACAGAAAAUGUUAGAAAAGUAGUUCUUAUUUCUUAGAAUUCUUCAUGGAAGCAAACCAAAAAUUAAAAAUUGUUCAUUUAGAUACUAUUUUAAUAGUCUAAAAGAAUAUGAGAAAAUGAAAACAAUUUAUGAAGAUAGUUUGAAUGGGACAGGAAAUAAACUGAAUUGAAAAUAUUUCGUAGCCAUUUUUAGUACUAAAGAGCUUAGAUUUAAAGUGAUAAUGCUAAGAACUUUCCCACCUCUAACCCGGAAAGAAACGAGGUUUCAUUGACAUCAUAUAGAUGUCUCAUUUGCUUCUAGAACCAUUGAUACCUUGUAAAUAAACCAACUUUGUGAACAUCUUGACUGAAAUCAUUGAUUUAUAUAAACUUAAGAAUACAUUCUUUAAAAAUCUUGCAUACUUUCACUUAAUGUUGGAAAUUUAAUAGGAUUAUUAUUGCAUGACUGCAUUGGUAAGUAUAAUUAGGAUUACUAUAAGCUUCUCUUAUAGAAUUAAAGAAGAUCCAGCUAAAUUAUUUAUGUGAUCUCUUAGCUUUGGCCUUACAAGUUAUCAUUUGAGCAGUGCCAAUCCAGGGACUGGGUGAUGCUGGGGAUUGGUUAUUAGAUAUGGGACUUUCAUAACUUGAUAAAAAGCUCCACAUUCAACACAAAAGAACUGUGACAGCUGCUCAGUAGCUGAUGCUGAAAAUGAUCCAGGAGAGAGUAUGUGUGUGUGUGUGUGUUUGUAUUUAACCCUUGUAAAAGGCUAUCUCAUGUUACUCAGUGACUUCAUAAAACCCCUCAUAUUUACCAUUAGAAACCACACAAAAGCCAUUGGAUGAAACCUACCAAGAAAACUAAUGGUACGUUCAGAACAUUCAGGUUCUAAUCUCGUCUAUGAUACUGAAUUAUCAGGUAAGACUGACUCUUCUUGAAUUUCCUUAUCUGGAUAAUAGAUCUGAUAAUAUUGACCUGGCAGGAAUUAAAAUAAUAAAAUCUUAAUACUAAUAAUCAGAAGAAAACAGAUUCAUGUUAUUCCUAGCAAGAACUCUAGAAAUAUUUAAAUUAUUUACUAUGUGUUUUCUAGUUUUAUAUACAUGAAUUACACUGUGUCAAAUAGCUGCUUUUAUUUUUCAGUCAUUUCUAGCUAAUAUUAAUUACCAUGAGAAUAGAAAAAUAAAGUUGUACAACUUGGUUGAAAUAGAGAAAUAUCGCUAUAAUAGCAAUUAGGGAAGGUUGACCUUAUCUUUAAUAAUGUUUACCCUCAUUCUACUAUGAACUACUUUGUGCCUCAGGUUGUAUCCUAUUUGUCUUUGGAUCCUCAUUACCUAACAGUGAAUUUUUAAUGAGUGACAAUAGAGAAAAAAAUGUGGCAUAUACCUAUUUUACCAGACUUCAAACUCUAUUUGGUUUUUGUGCUUACCGGCCAAAAGGGGGCACUAGAAGCUGUAUUUUAGUCCUGCUGGUGGCUGUUAAACUACUGGGUAUCAUUUGAACAGGCCCAAUUCCAAUAAGGCCAGCCAGUGUUUGCAAGAUGAAAGUGUUACUGAAUUAAAUCAAUGUGAGGAACUCAGAAUGUGUUCUGGUAUAAAAUAAGAUGAAGCUAUAGUGAACAUAGAUGUUGUUUGACUGGGAUUGUUUUCUGCAACCAAUUCAGUAAGAAAGAAGCUGAUUUACAUAGCAUAUACCACUACUGAUAACGGUUCUCUUUCACCAACUUUAUCAAGGAGGAGAGGGUAGGGGAGAGGAGGAAAUCCUUAACAAAUGAAAGAAAAAUAAUUUUCACUGUAUUUAAAGGUAAUAUCUUUCUUUUUCAUCCURUGUCACUUUGUAAAAAGAAAAAGUAUAAAUAGAGCAUUGUAUAAUAGUGCGCAAACCCUGUGAACAUUCAAUGAAUAUUGGCAUAUGAUGACAAUAAUAAAGAAAAUCAAAGAACAAAGACAGAAUUGAUUGAUACUCAUGAAAUGAUGCUACUCAUCAGUCAGUUUUGGGUACAGGGGUUAUUAGGACCUUGGACAUCCGUAAAUGCUCCAGUUUUGUGCCUGGAAUUAUCAGAAUAAAGUGAUAAAAAAUGGCUUUCAGUUGCCCUAUAAAUUCUUCCCUAAAAUUUUUUGUUGAGGGCAUAGUCUUCAGAAUGAAUCCUUUUUAGACAGCUACUUAUAUCAAAUUUAGACUUCAAUGGGGUAAGAGCCACAAAAUAGAAAGGUGGAAAAAGAAUUGAUUGCUAAACCCUUACCUGUUGGAUGCUGCAAGUGAUUCAGAUAACAGUAUGCAUUGUGUGGUUUGAAACACGGUUUGGCUGAGAUACUGACAGUGUGACGGUUCUCUAUUUCUUAGUUCUAUCAUCAAUGUAUUUAAAUGACCAGAUUAGUCACUUAAGGGUUCCACCUGACAGUUGCCUUUCAACACUAUCUCCUAUUUGAUAGGGACACUGACAGAAUAAUAAAUUAUGAAAAUUGUGGGUGCUUCUCUUAAGAGACAUGAUACAAAGUCAAAGUUAUGGUUAGGACUUAGCAAAUGUAUACAUAUUUGCUAUAACAGCAUGUACUCAAAACAGUUUUGUGUAUAGGGUCUAUCCUCCAUGUUUUACCCCAAUCCAUAAAAACUGGGAUUGCAGACAGGCAUAUUUUGUGAAAAAGAGCUCACACGUUCAUUGACUAGUUGUAUUUCCUAUGGUCCUGAUUUAAUUUUCUUACUUCUCAGUGGCUUUAUAGAGACUACCAAUGAAAUAACUGCCCCAUUUAUCAUUGUCAUCACUUCUCUGAUGUUUUUUCCCAUCCUGCCAGCUAAGAUGUGAUUGUCAUUAGAACUCCCUUACAAUUACCCUCAAUUUCUCUCCUUUUUUUUCCAAUCACAUGUAGUCCUGCUUAAAUAUAACUACCCAGAAAGUUUAUUCCAUUUAGAAAACUGAACUUGAAGAAAAUAUCACAGUUCUGCUAAGUCUCAAUUUAAAAAUGACAACCAGACAUUCUGAAAAACUAUUGAUAUGGCAUUGACAUGGCAACAAUUGGCAUUGACAUCUGACAAAAAAAGUCAAUGUCAUGAAGGAAACAAAAAGGAAUAAAAGGAGAAAGUAACAGCAAGAAAUGGUCUUGAUUAAAAGAUCAGAGAUAUUAGGAUGUAAAGCAGUGUAUCAUCCCUGAUAAAUAAAUAACCAUUAAGGACAUUCUUAGGACAUUGGAAAAUUAUAAACAUAGACUGUUAAAUUUCUUGAGUAUUACAAAUGGGUUCUUAAAGAAUGAGCAUGUUCCAUGUUGAAGUAUGUAAGGAUCAAGUAUCACAUUAUAACUAACUCAAAUGGAUUAACAAUAAAAAAUGUGUAUAAUAAACUAAAUAUGGAGUGAGAGAAAACCAAACAGCAAAUGGGUAUCUAAUAACUUUGAA